AUGUACUCAUCCAACAUCGGCACUGCCGGCCACAGACCCACGGCGCUGUACUCGGGCUACCAGUAUUCGUCCCAGUACAAAUCCAUGCCUGCUGGCCAGUUUCAGCAGCCUCUGAUGCCGUACCAACAUCAGCACCAUAACCUGAUGUCUAUAGGCGGCACGGGCUAUUACUCGGGUUCGAUGGGUCAAGCUCCACCUCCUUAUGUGCCAGUGCAAGCUGCCCCGUUGGCUCCUCCGGCGCUCCAGCCAGUUGCUGCUCCCGCACCUGCGCCAGCUCCUCCAUCGUCUUCCGGAGGCAUCAACGCGGUGUUGGAGUACGAGCCUAAUGACAUGGCAGCUUUUCUUUGCUGGUGUGCGUUUGGAAUGCUUAACCAGAACAGAAACCCUUCGAAGGACUUCGAAAAGAUGGUUGUGUCGAUCUUGUACGCCACUCGCUUGCCAAAGUCCUCCAUCAUCAUUGCUCUAGAGUAUAUGAACCAGCGUUUCUCCACUGCUCCUCCUCUCGGCCACAUGUCUGAGCAGGAAAUCUUUGUCAAGUUGGUUGUGUCUUUGGUUUUGGCCAACAAGUUCAACGACGACAACACCUUCACGAAUAGGUCGUGGUGCGGUGCCACGGGUCUUCAGAUCGAGGUGAUCAACGCUGAAGAAGCAACUUGGCUUCGUGAGGUGAAGUGGCAGUUGAAUGUGGUGAAGUUCAGAGAUAACAUCUGCACCUUGGAAGAGUGCUGGAAGACGUGGUUGGACAAGUAUUCCGCCACCCAGUCUUCUAAGUCCUACAACUCUCCAGCGAUGUCUUCAGAUGGCAUUUUCGGCUCAUCUUCCAUUCCUUCUUCGCCUGUGUAUCAUUCAUCGGCCUCGUCCACCUACAACAGUGUGUCCCCAACAGACCAUUCUCCUUCAAAGUAUUCCCAAGAACCCUUGUGGGCUCUGGGUUACUACUACCGUCCGCUGUACCCACCACAGCAGUCCAUUUGGGCGCACACACCAACGCAAUAUCAGUAUAUGACCCAGCAUGAACCAAUAAUGUCUGGAGUCAAUUACUUUGGCUACACCAAUCCUUAUUAUGCCUGCAACAUGGCUUCAUGUUAA
Molecule: messenger RNA, 1089 nt
Organism: Candidozyma auris
Lineage: Eukaryota; Fungi; Ascomycota; Pichiomycetes; Serinales; Metschnikowiaceae
Gene: CLG1
Product: Clg1p
Exons: 1
Coding region: 1-1089 (362 amino acids)
Biological process (GO): regulation of cyclin-dependent protein serine/threonine kinase activity
Cellular component (GO): cyclin-dependent protein kinase holoenzyme complex; nucleus
Molecular function (GO): protein kinase binding; cyclin-dependent protein serine/threonine kinase regulator activity
Source: RefSeq, a predicted model, not a curated record